AUGGCUGAGACACUUUUGUUGUUUGGAGUUCAGAAGAUUUGGGACCUCCUAGUCCGAGAAUCUGAGAGAUUUCAUGGGGUUGAUGAGCAGUUCACUGAACUCAAAAAUGAUCUUAACUUGCUUAGGUCAUUCUUGAAAGAUGCAGAUACUAAGAAACAUGCAAGUGCUUUUGUGAGACAAUGUGUUGAAGAGAUCAAAGAAAUUGUUUUUGACACAGAGGAUACAAUCGAAACCUUUCUUCUCAAGGAACAACUUGGAGAAACAAGUGGGAUCAAGAAGCACAUGAGAAGACUUGCUUUCACUACAGAGUGGGAUCAUCGCAGGGAUAUUGCUUCAAAAAUGAGAGGCAUAAGCAAAAGGAUCUCCAAGGUGAUGUCCGAUAUGCAGAGUUUUGGGGUGCAACAGUUGAUUAUCGAAGGUGGCGUGUAUUCGCAUCCUCAACAAGAAAGACAAAGUGAGAUGCGAAAAACGUUUCCCAGCGACAACGAAAGCGAUUUUGUGGGUUUCGAAGAAAACGUGAAGAAAGUGGUUGGUUAUUUGGUUGAGGAAGAGAGCAUUCAAGUGGUUUCUAUAUGUGGGAUGGGUGGUAUUGGUAAAACUGCCCUCGCUCGACAAGUUUUUAAUCAUGAGAUGGUAAAAAACCAUUUCGAUGGAAUUGCGUGGGUGUGUGUUUCACAAAAGUUUACAAGAAGGUAUGUGUGGCAGACCAUUUUGCAAAGGCUUAGUCCAAAACAUGAUGAGCGUAGAGAGUUAAAUAUGACUGAAGAUGAACUCCAGGAAACACUCUUUGGAUUGUUGGAAACCAGCAGUUCUUUGAUUGUCCUAGAUGAUAUGUGGAAAGAAGAAGAUUGGGACAAAAUAAAGUCUGUGUUUCCACCAACAAAAGGAUGGAAGGUAUUACUUACUUCUCGCAAUGAGGGAGUGGCAUUACAUGCAGAUCCAACAUGUAUCACCUUAAAACCAGAAUGUCUAACUCUUGAAGAAAGUUGGAAAUUUUUUCAAAGAAUAGCAUUUCCUAAGAAAAACACCAUCGAAUUCAAGGUUGUUAAAGAAAUGGAAGCGAUGGGUAAGAAAAUGAUCAAACACUGUGGAGGACUACCUUUAGCUGUCAAAGUGUUAGGAGGAUUGUUAGCUACCCAACACACAUUAUGCGAGUGGGAAAGGGUAUCUGAGAAUAUUGGAUAUCACAUUGCAGGAAGAACUAGCUUUGAUGACGGAAAUGCAAAUUCGGUUCACCAUGUAUUGUCUUUAAGCUUUGAAGAGUUGCCUAUUACUUUGAAGUAUUGCUUCCUCUAUCUUGCCCAUUUUCCAGAAGAUUAUCCAAUAGACGUGGAGAAAUUGUCUUGGUAUUGGGCUGCAGAAGGAAUAUCAAAGCCCGAGUAUUAUGACAGAGCAAGCGUUCAAGAUGUUGCAGAUGUCUAUAUAGAAGAGUUGGUAAAGAGAAAUAUGGUUAUUUCAGAAAGAGUUGGUAGUCCUUCCAGAUUUAAAAUUAUUCACUUACAUGACAUGAUGAGAGAAGUUUGUCUGCAUAAAGCUAGAGAAGAGAACUUCCUACAUAUUGUUCAUGGCACAUCAAGUGCAGACGCUGAAUCUCCUUUUAAAUCUCGCAGACUCACUAUACAUAUGCCUCCUAAAAAAAUUAAUAUGGAGGGGAAGAUAAAAAAUCCAAGCCUUAGAUCUCUCAUUUUUAUAAGCAAGGGUGAAAAUUGGAGGCCAUCAGGUUUAUUCUUUGACAAGCUACAUUUGAUGAGGGUUUUAGAUCUUUCCUUUGCCAAGUUUGAAGGAGGGAUGCUACCUUCUAGCAUUGGGAAGCUCAUCCACUUGAGAUAUUUGAGUUUAUAUGAGGCACAUGUAACUCAUCUACCUUCUUCUAUGCAGAAUCUGAAGUUGUUGCUCUAUUUAAAUCUAUUUGUACAUAAAGGAUGUGAACUCUCCAUGCCCAAUAUCUUAGAAGAGAUGGGCGAAUUGAAAUAUCUGUAUUUGCCGAGGAGUAUACAUGAUAUGGUGAAGAUGGAUUUGGGUAACUUAGUUAAACUGGAGACUUUGAAGAAUUUCUCUACAAAGCAUAGCAGUGUGACGGAUCUCCAAGGUAUGACACGGCUCAGAGUCCUCUCUAUCAAUAUCGAAGAUGAAGGGUGUAUUAUGGAUACUUUAUCUUCAUCUCUAAGUGAAAUGAGACACCUAGAAAAUCUUAGUAUAAUAAGUGAUAAUACCUUGAUGGCAAGUGGGUUUGUUUUGGAUUGCAUGAAUCUCAAACAGCUAAUGUUGAAAAUUAAAAUUCCUAAGUUACCUGAUGAACAACAGUUGUCUUCUCACCUUACAACCAUCACUCUAAGGGGUUGUUAUUUGGAAGAGGAUCCGAUGCAGAUUCUAGACAAGUUACCCAAGUUGAAAGACGUUAAUUUAUGGGAGUAUUCUUUUUGUGGGAGGAGAAUGGUUUGCUCGGCCGGUGGGUUUCCUCAAUUGCAGAAGCUUAAGUUUGCUGGAUUAGAAGAGUGGGAAGAGUGGAUAGUAGAAGAAGGCUCCAUGCCCGUUCUCCUAAAUUUGGAGAUUAAUAACUGUAAGAAGUUAAAAGGGCUUCCUGAUGGACUACAAUUCGUUACUUACUUAAUGAAUCUGACUAGUUCUGAUAUGGGAGCGAGAUGGAAGAAGAGACUGUCGGAAGGAGGAGAAGACUAUUACAGAGUCCGAUACAUCCCUUAUGUUACAUUCUGA
This is a messenger RNA of Eutrema salsugineum, 2715 nucleotides long. RefSeq names its product probable disease resistance protein At1g59620. The transcript has 3 exons. Gene Ontology annotation, molecular function: ADP binding. Lineage: Eukaryota; Viridiplantae; Streptophyta; Magnoliopsida; Brassicales; Brassicaceae. Bases 1 to 2715 code for a protein of 904 amino acids. The record is from RefSeq and is a predicted model, not a curated record. Gene Ontology annotation, biological process: defense response to other organism.